Molecule: messenger RNA, 2884 nt
Organism: Coccinella septempunctata (seven-spotted ladybird)
Lineage: Eukaryota; Metazoa; Arthropoda; Insecta; Coleoptera; Coccinellidae
Gene: Rabex-5
Product: rab5 GDP/GTP exchange factor
Exons: 6
Coding region: 550-2577 (675 amino acids)
Biological process (GO): vesicle-mediated transport
Cellular component (GO): endocytic vesicle; cytosol
Molecular function (GO): zinc ion binding; small GTPase binding; DNA binding
Source: RefSeq, a predicted model, not a curated record
GACUUCAGUUCUCAGCUAGCAAGCUAUUCAUUUGCUCCAGUUUUACUUUAUAUUGCUGCUCCUUAUUUGAUUGCGUGAAAUCGUGAAAUUAUUUGUUGUCGAAGAAAGUGUCCAAAAAAUCGUUUUGAUUUUUGUAUUGUUUUCAUUCAAAGUGAAUUCCAAAGUUGUCGUUAUACUCGAUGGCCGAUCCAGGGGAAGGUUUUAGUUGUCAUAGGUGUGAAAUUUCUGCUGCAAAGUUCGAUAUUCUGGACCCCCAACACGCAUCCUUGAAAUACCCCCAAUUGUGCUUGGCAAACGAAUUGAUGAAAGAACUUAACCUUUGUGCACACGACCACAGCUUUGUGCCACCUUGGUAAAGAGGCAUAUAAAACGUUUUUGGUUCAACCUAUUUGGAAAUUUGCUGGUUUAAAGGGUUUACUUCUCGUGAACUCCGUCGUACAAGACAUGGGAUAAAAUUAACGAUUCUCGUUAGGCCAAGAAUUUAUCUUGACCACCAAAAGACAGUUAAAGACAUUUCAAUUGUAGUAGUGUAGUUUUAAGUGAAACAAAAUGUCCAUUUGUGUUUUGAAUUUGCAGAAGUCGUACAAGUACAUGAUGUACGCGACAAAACAGCCAUCAUUAAGGAUCAAUCAGUCCGAUCUGAAAUGCAAGAAUGGAUGUGGGUUCUAUGGCAAUGCUGAUUGGGAAGGCUAUUGUUCGAAAUGCCACAGAAAUCACAUGGAACAAAAAAAACAGGGACAGUCCAGCAAACAGAAGACAAACGUCUUCACCAAGUUCGAAGAAAAAAAACGACAGCAAUCUGAUAAGAAAACCAAGUUUUUACCCCUCUUUAGAAAACCUAAUACUAAAGAUGCUGAAAAGCAGCGUUCUUCCGAAGUAAAACACAACAAUCCAGAUGCAGAAAAACUUAUGACAGAAUUUAUGGUUACAUUCAAUGAGUAUGGAGCAUCCUUAAGGAACGAUUUCUUCAAACUAACACAGCUCUUCAUCAAGAAGACCAAAGCUGAUGUUGAUGUGAACAAACCUAUCGACGAUAUUUCAGACGUUGUGCAAAAGUUCUAUAGUUCUUUCAAUGAUCAUCUGAAUACCUCAAAGGUAUAUAAAGAUUUGCAGCCUGAAAUCAAAGAGCAACUGCUGAAUUUCUUCGAGAAAUAUGUCAUGACACUACUCUACAGUGCCCUGUUUUGUCCACAAACAACUAACGAUGAAGAAAAGGACUUGGCCAUUCAAGAACGUAUCCGCCAACUGAGUUGGGUAAAUGCACAUCAUUUGGAUAGCUGCAUCAAUGAAACAAGCAUAGAAGUUCGAGAUCUAGUGUAUACGGCCAUCGCGGACCUUUUAGGGAUGGAUUCAAUGAAAUCGCCUCUUGAAAAACUCACCUGUGUAGUGAAAUGCUGCAGAAAUGUUGUAGAGGUGUUAAGGCAUUGUCGAGGGGGACCAGUAAGCGCUGACGAAUUUUUACCUGCCUUAAUCUUCGUGGUUCUGAAGGCAAAUCCUGCGAGGUUGAAGAGCAACAUUCUGUAUUGCACCAGAUUCUGUAAUGAUGCUAGACUAAUGAAGGGUGAAGCUGGCUAUUAUUUCACGAAUUUGUGUUGCGCCGUAUCGUUCAUAGAAAAUCUCACUGCUGAAUCAUUCAACAUGCCAGAACAAGAGUUUGAGAGCUAUAUGUCAGGGGAAAUAACCUGCAUCAGUGCAUGGGAAUCUGCUCUUGUGGCAUGUGAAGGCAUGCACCAACUUCGCGAACAUCUUAACAUCAUAAAAGACCUUUCAGUCAGAACGUCGGCAGUACAAGAAAGCACCAAGGCUUUGCGAGACGAGAUAGAGAAUUUCAAGGUUGAGCUGGACGAAACUGUAGCUGAAGUACUGGAUAGAACGCCAUUGGUAAUUAAACCUAGGAAAGUAAUAAUAUCUUUGGAUUCUCAAGCAACAAGCAUUUCCAGUGUUAACCCUGCAGCUAUUCCUCUGGAUUUGGAAGCUUCUGAAGGAUCUGGGGCUAGUUUCUAUCAGCAGAAUAUAGAGAUUGGACAGCUCAAUACCUACAACAAAUCCGCACUACAGCUGGAUAUAACGCCUUGCGUGAGAGUAGAAUCUAACGAUAACAUUGCUAGUGUAGAUGAUACUCCCGAUGACCACAGUCAAAACUCUUUAGGUCUUUCCAAAAUCAACUACGACAUUGAUUUUUCUGAUCUGAGCGGUGACAAUAGCCUUGGCGAAGAUAUAACACCUGAUAGAAAGUCGUUAAAUAUUACCCCGGAUCCCUUUAGUCCCAUUGAGGGUGCUUGUGCAAUUACACAAGAGCCCCUAGUUCCAUCUAUGGCAUAUUCUGGUACUUCUAUACAGAAGGAGGAAAACGAUUUUGUGCCACCUUUCCAAGAGAGUAAUGAUUCUAUUACUACUUUACUGGAUGAAGAUAAAGUAAUAUCACAAAAACUACCGCCUCCUCUGAAACCCUUGAAUACCUACUCUGGAUUUUCGAAGCAAGGACUACAAAUCCCCAGCAUUCCAUGUAACACAGGUGAUUUGAGUACAUUGAAUGUUCCAUCAAGUUCUGGAAAUGCUAAUAAAAAAGGUGCAUAAAUUAUCAAAAUAGUGAAUACAUAAAUUCAAUGAUAAGAAAUAGUAUUUGUUUUUAUUCAAUAUUUUAUUAUUUGUUUUACUUGGUUUUAACGACUUAAAUUUUAUCUAGUGAAAGCGGUCCUUUUGAAAUGUCUUUUACGUAUGAAGAAAUCAAGCGUGUUGUUUAUGAAAUUAGAUUUUUUUAUAGUUAUUGUUGAGAUUUUCGUAGUUGUUGAUAUCCAGAAAUUAAGAAUUGAAGUAAAACUUUAAAUCUAGCAAUGUAAUUGGUGGAAUUGUGAAACACAUUAAUAAAUUCCAGUAAUUCAAA